UAUUUACCCGUUGCCAUGGUGAAUCCUGGUGCCACUGAUGAUGGCAGGGUGCACUCAAACUGAAGUUCUAAUGUGUACAGGUGUGGAUCCAGGUGCUUCUGAUUAUGCUGCUAUAACAAUGGGUCAGACUCACCUCAGAUCACCCAGAACACUUCCUCUAUUUCCCACGUCUUUUUCAGCAACUCGAAUCACGCAAUGAGUCAGUCACGUGAUUGCAGAAACAACACGGGGCCUCCUUUGGCUUUUGUCACGUGAUCAAAACCGUACGUGCUUCCGCACAGGUUUCAUUUAGACACGCCCCCUCUAUUCUAUUUUUGUGACGUCAUUCUUUUCGGCUCAAAACAUCAGAGGCGCUUCGUUCGAAGCUCAAAUCUAUAAGAAGCCAGAGAAGCAUUAACACAGCUGACAGAGUUUAAUUUUUGCAGCGUUCAAACUUUUGGAAACAUUUACAGCGUCAGUGUAUCAAAAUUGCAACAUGUCUCAGCACCCAAGACAGAGUCAUUCUGCUGACAUUGAAUCCUUCAGAAGGGCAUUAGAUUGCACGAAGAAGGAAAAUCAAGACCUGCACAAUAUCAUUAAAAAAAUGCAGGAGGAGAAAAGUCAGCUGGAGGACAAGAAUAGUCAGCUGGAGGACAAGAAUAGACAGCUGGAGGACAAGAAUAGACAGCUGGAGGACAAGAAUAGACAGCUGGAGGACAAGAAUAGACAGCUGGAGGACAAGAAUAGUCAGCUGGAGGACAAGAAUAGUCAGCUGGAGGACAAGAAUAGUCAGCUGGAGGACAAGAAUAGACAGCUGGAGGCCCAAAUUAAAAACCUCCCAGAAAUUUCCUCACAGGACCAACCAGGUCAAGAUCUGCAGUACAAGCCUGACUUGCAGGUCUUAAAUGCCGGUUGGGAGAUUCUGCUUAAACAAUCACAGCAGCAAAUCACAGGCCUGUUGGAAGGAAAGAAAAAAUUGCAACAGCGUCUCCAAAAAUUAGAGAACAUCGCUGAAGAGAAAAAACAGGUGGAAGCAUUAGCUGAUGAGAUGGCAGGCCUGUUUGAAAAAACUGAGGAAAAAAAUGAAGAUUUGCAGAAAAAGCUUGACGAAGCACUGCAAAUGAAUAGACAAAUGAUUAAAGAGAAGCAGCAACAGGAAGCCGAGCACAGGGAGAUGGCUUGCGAGCUUGAAGACGUGAAAGCAAAACACCAAGAGACACAACAGAAGCUUCAAGACGUGGAAAAAAUACACAAAGAGACGCAACACAGGCUGGAGGACAAGAAUAGACAGCUGGAGUGCCAAAUUAAAGACCUCCCAGAAAUUUCCCAACAGGACCAAACCAGUAAAGAUCUGCAGUACAAGCCUGAAUUACAGGUCUUAAAUGAAGUUUGGGAGAUUCUGCUUAACCAAUCACAGCAGCAUAUCACAGGCCUGUUGGUAGGAAAUAAAAAAUUGCAACAGCGUUUCCAAGAAUUAGAGGGCAUCGCUGAAGUGCAAAAACAAAUGGAAGAGGCAAUUAAUGAGAUCACAGGCCUGUAUGUAGAAACUGAGGAAAAAAAUAUAAAUUUGCAGAGAAAGCUUGACGAAGCACUGCAAACAAAUAGACAAAUGAUUAAAGAGAAGCAGCAACAGGAAGCCGAGCACAGGGAGAUGGCUUGCGAGCUUGAAGACGUGAAAGCAAAACACCAAGAGACACAACAGAAGCUUCAAGACGUGGAAAAAAUACACAAAGAGACGCAACACAGGCUGGAGGACAAGACCAGACAGCUGGAGGCCCAAAUUAAAGACCUCCCAGAAAUUUCCUCACAGGACCAAAGUGGUAAACAUCUGCAGUACAAGCCUGAAUUACAGGUCUUAAAUGAAGUUUGGGGACUUCUGCUUAACCAAUCACAGCAACAUAUCACAGGCCUGUUGGUAGGAAAUAAAAAAUUGCAACAGCGUUUCCAAGAAUUAGAGGGCAUCGCUGAAGAGAAAAAACAAAUGGAAGCGGCAGUUGAUGAGAUGGCAGGCCUGUAUGUAGAAACUGAGGAAAAAAAUAUAAAUUUGCAGAGAAAGCUUGACGAAGCACUGCAAACAAAUAGAGAAAUGAUAAAAGAGAAGCAACAACAGGAAGCCGAACACAGAGAGAUGAAGUGCGAGCUUGAAGACAUCAAAGCGAAGCAUGAAGAGACACAACAGAAGCUUCAAGACUUGGAAAAAAUACACAAAGAGAUGCAACACAGGCUGGAGGACAAGACCAGACAGCUGGAGGCCCAAAUUAAAGACCUCCCAGAAAUUUCCUCACAGGACCAAACUGGUAAACAUCUGCAGUACAAGCCUGAAUUACAGGUCUUAAAUGAAAUUUGGGGGCUUCUGCUUAACCAAUCACAGCAGCAUAUCACAGGCCUGUUGGUAGGAAAUAAAAAAUUGCAACAGCGUUUCCAAGAAUUAGAGGGCAUCGCUGAAGAGAAAAAACAAAUGGAAGCGGCAGUUGAUGAGAUGGCAGGCCUGUAUGUAGAAACUGAGGAAAAAAAUAUAAAUUUGCAGAGAAAGCUUGACGAAGCACUGCAAACAAAUAGAGAAAUGAUAAAAGAGAAGCAACAACAGGAAGCCGAGCACAGAGAGAUGAAGUGCGAGCUUGAAGACAUCAAAGCGAAGCAUGAAGAGACACAACAGAAGCUUCGGGAUGUGGAAGAAAGCUAUUCUUCCAAGCUUCAAGAGUUAGAAGAAAAACACAACCAGACAAAAUACAAGCUUAAAGAGCUGGAAGAAAGGUGUGAAGCAACACAACAGAAGCUUCACAAAGGUGAGGAAAAAACUAAAGGUUUGCAGGUAACUCUUGAUGGAGCACUGCAGAGAAAUGCAGAACUGCAAAGAGAGAAGGAGCAACAGGUAGAAGAGAUCAGGCAGGCAAUGAAAGCACAGGAUGAGAAAUAUAAAGAACUGAUGGAAAAGCAUGCAGAAAAGGAGAAAGGGUUUGAAGAGCUCGAGAAAAGAUGCACAAAUCUUGAAGAAGAGAAUGCACAAAUCUUCAGUGAGGUCAAAAGACUCAUCCUCCAAAACAAAGAUUUAGAGGAAUACCGCCAGAAAAAGAAGAGAAAGCAUGUCUUUUCUUUUUCCAGCUGA
Molecule: messenger RNA, 3085 nt
Organism: Archocentrus centrarchus (flier cichlid)
Lineage: Eukaryota; Metazoa; Chordata; Actinopteri; Cichliformes; Cichlidae
Product: myosin-10-like
Exons: 1
Coding region: 476-3085 (869 amino acids)
Source: RefSeq, a predicted model, not a curated record